AUGAUCACCUAUCAACCUCUAUUUUACCCAUUCAAUGAGACUUCGGCAGUCGACCAGAGUGGCUCGGUAGGAUGGAUGGCAGGAUACCGGAGCCUGCGAACACGAAGUCGGCCACCACUGAAAGAAGUCAAGCAGCAUUGCGAUCGAUGGAUGGCGGAGUGGGAAGCAGGUCGGACGCCGAAGCUCCCACAGGACGAGCGCGAGGAAGCCGAGGAGCCUUCGAAGGGAACAGCACAGGACGGGGAGGAAGACGGAGGAGGCUGGACGGUCGUCUCUCGUGGUGGACAACACGGCCGCUCGGCCACUGCUACCACCACCAUCUCCACUCAGCCUCAAAGCAAACCUCGAGGGGCUGAUCCGUACGCUCAAUCCUCAAUGGCCGAUAGGGAUGCUUCUGCCGCCGUCAAAGUCAUGAAACGUAACUUCGCCAAAACUCUCUCUGAGCCCGAACUCGCCGACGAGGAAUCUUCUUCUAAGAAGAAGCGAAGAGGCGGACAACUGAACAUCGGCUUCUAUCGCGGUCUGUGA
This is a messenger RNA of Puccinia triticina, 528 nucleotides long. RefSeq lists its product as uncharacterized. The record is from RefSeq and is a predicted model, not a curated record. The transcript has a single exon. NCBI's taxonomy places the organism in Eukaryota, Fungi, Basidiomycota, Pucciniomycetes, Pucciniales, Pucciniaceae. The coding region runs from base 1 to 528 and encodes 175 amino acids.